CAAUGUGACAACACUUCCAAUCUACUCAGAACAACCCUCUCUCUCCAGCAGAGAGUAUCACCUCCUGAUUUAGGAUCAUCAAGCUCUGCUAACUGGACCUCAGCCUGCCGGCGGGAUUACAUUACAAGGCUUUCCCUCUUCCUCACCUUGCCCCGGGGGUAAAUCUCUUCUGCAGAAAUCUCAGAAAAUCAAAUUCCAUCCUAAGAAUAUUUCACCAAGAAUUCCUUUAGAAGCUGUGCUGGAUAUUUUGGGCAUAAACUUCAAUUUUGCCUUCUUUCCAAGGAUAAUUUGAAGGGAAAAUCGGAACUUUGGUCAUGGCCCUUGGAUUUAAGAAAUUCUUCAAGACAACAUCCAAUAUGAUCCAAGGGAAAAUGUGAUUUGAGUCUGGAGACAAUUGUGUAUGUCAACUAAUAAUAAAAACUCAGUAUAGCUGAUAGAAGAGAAAACAUUAUUUGGAAGAUUGCUACAGUUAAAAAGAAAAGCUGUGUCUGGUUUGAUUUAUAUUGUAUAGCAUAUUUCAUUUUGGGUUCAAUGAUGGAGAAAAAGUGUAUCCUGUAUUUACUGCUAAUCUUGCCUUUUUUUAUGAUUCUUGACAUAGCAGAAUCAGAAGAGAACAUUGAAGGCUUAAGUCAGUUGGGUGUCUAUACUAGAAAUAAAAUUAUGACGGCUCAAUAUGAAUGUUACCAAAAAAUUAUGCAAGACCCUAUUCAACAAACAGAAGGCAUUUACUGCAACAGAACCUGGGAUGGGUGGUUAUGCUGGAAUGAUGUUGCCGCCGGAACCGAGUCAAUACAGCAUUGCCCUGAUUACUUUCAGGACUUCGACCCAUCAGAAAAAGUUACAAAGAUCUGUGACCAAGAUGGAAACUGGUUUAGACAUCCAGAAAGCAACCGAACAUGGACAAAUUAUACCCAGUGUAAUGUUAACACACAGGAGAAAGUGAAGACUGCACUGAAUUUGUUCUACCUGACUAUAAUUGGACAUGGAUUAUCUAUUGCUUCACUGCUUAUCUCGCUUGGCAUAUUCUUUUAUUUCAAGAGCCUAAGUUGCCAAAGGAUUACCUUGCACAAAAAUCUCUUUUUCUCUUUUGUUUGUAACUCUAUUGUAACAAUCAUUCAUCUCACUGCAGUGGCCAACAACCAGGCUUUAGUGGCCACAAAUCCUGUUAGUUGUAAAGUGUCUCAGUUCAUUCAUCUUUACCUGAUGGGCUGUAACUACUUUUGGAUGCUUUGUGAAGGCAUUUACCUACACACGCUCAUUGUGGUGGCUGUGUUUGCGGAAAAGCAACAUUUGAUAUGGUAUUAUUUUCUUGGCUGGGGAUUUCCACUGAUCCCUGCUUGUAUACAUGCUGUGGCGAGAAGCUUAUAUUACAAUGACAACUGCUGGAUCAGUUCUGAUACCCAUCUCCUCUACAUUAUCCAUGGUCCAAUUUGUGCUGCUUUACUGGUGAAUCUUUUUUUUCUAUUAAAUAUUGUACGUGUUCUCAUUACCAAGUUAAAAGUUACUCACCAAGCAGAAUCCAAUCUCUACAUGAAAGCUGUGAGAGCUACACUUAUCCUGGUGCCGUUACUUGGCAUUGAAUUUGUGCUGAUUCCGUGGCGACCUGAAGGAAGGAUUGCAGAGGAGAUAUAUGACUACAUUAUGCACAUCCUUAUGCACUAUCAGGGUCUUCUGGUUUCUACAAUUUUCUGUUUCUUUAAUGGAGAGGUUCAAGCAAUUCUAAAAAGAAAUUGGAAUCAAUAUAAAAUCCAAUUUGGAAACAGCUUUUCCCAUACAGAUGCUCUUCGAAGCGCAUCCUACACAGUGUCAACAAUCAGUGAUGGUACAGGUUACAGUCAUGACUGUCCUAGUGAACACUUAAAUGGAAAAAGCAUCCAUGAUAUUGAAAAUGUUGUCUUAAAACCAGAAAAGUUAUAUGAUUGAUAAUUGAGGGAGUACUGCUUAACUAUUUUGUGCCACUCCUAACUAAAGGACUUCGAUCUAUGGCUUUACAACCAGAAGACUUCAAUAUUCAAUGAAUUUCUUGAAUGCCACAAAGAAAACCUUCACAUCAAUUCAGUAGUGUGUUGUUAAAUGUUUAAUAACUAGCUCUUUGGGAGAAAAAUAACCACUGAUUUGUAAUGUUUUCCAGUUUCUGUGGUGUAUUCCCACCACGGCUGAAUUCAGGCUACCCAUUUGACAUUGCUGAAUGUGAAAUUGGGAAAAUGUCAGUACAAUCAACUCUUACAGGCUGGUACGUACCAGCUCUAGGACACCACUCUGCAUGAAUUCACAAAUGAGUAAGACUGUAAAAGUUCAUAUACACACUGGGCACAAUUCUACUCUUACUGACUAAAGAGAGCUAGGUAAGACCUCCAGACUCAGAGGGAAAAUUAGCUUUCCAUUUGUUUGUUUUUAAAAUUUUUAUCCCAUAUUCAUUGGUGCAGUUGAUUUUUUUUUUUUUAACCCGGUAAAUCUUCUAGCCCUUUUUGUAUUUACCCUUUCAAAUGGACUGGAUAAAGAAGUAAUUAUUUUCCAAGAAAAGUGACUGAGCAGAACUGCUAUUGUCUACUCUUUGGCUGAUACAUCAUAGUCAUAUCCAAUAUUAUAUCUGUUUUUGAAAUUUGACGAACAGUAUGUAGGACAUGCAAUCCUACUUUGCUAUCAUUAGGGAGACAUCUUGGUUGAUAUUACACCUUGUCAGCUACUUUCCUAUCUUACUACACAAGUGGGAGGGAAUCAGUUUCCCUGUAUCUGUAAAUAGAAACUUUGGCCCUUCCAUUUCUACUGUGUAGACAAAUUCGCAAUUAUUUUACAUGAAGGAAAUCAGUGAAGGAUUUCUUAUUUUCUUGGAAGUUUGUAAAAAAAAUUGUUGUGAAAAUAAGCUUGUAAAUACUCUGUUAUCUAUUUUAUAGUCCCAAAUCAAAUGCAUAUAAUCUAGAUAAGUUUUUUUAAAAAACAAAUACAUAAUGUAACAAUGUAUGCUUGUUAAUAUCUGAUACUGUGUCUGGGCUGAUUUUAUAAUAAAAUAGAGUCUGGAAUUCUAUAUUUGGUAAAUAUUUUAAAGACAACCAGAUGCCAGCAUCAGAAGUUUGUUUGAGAACCAAGAGAACAGAAAUAUCUAUGAAAUGAUAUAAAAUAUUUAUUAAAAAAAACCUCAAGGCCACUGUUUUAUUACAUUAGCUUAGGUGAUUCUUUCAUAACUUAGUAAUACGUAUGUUUGACAUAUUUCUCCUUUUAUUUUGACAAUGAACUUUCAUUCUAAUCCAGAAAUUUUAAAGGAUUCCUACAGUAAUAAAUGUCAGCCUGUCAUUCUUAUGGUUUUUACACCAGUAAAAAUAUUACUUUUCUGACUCUUACUGUAUAAAUAUAUAUGGCUUUGGAAAUGUUCCAGACUAUUAAAAAAAAAAACUAGAGGAAUACUAUAUAUAUAUAUAUAUAUAUACACAUAUAUAUAUCAUAUAAAAUGCUUUAAUGGAGCUACUAUGAUAAUGUGAUACUAAAAAUCAGUGAAAGACUUGAAUAUAUCAGUGAAGAAGAAUUGUCAGAAUGUUUAGGGAGUAAUUCAAUUAAGAUGGAAGAAAGCCUUACUAAUGAAUUAAUUGACAUUUAAAUGGGAUUCAGUUUCCCUAAUGUUAUUUCCCACUCAAAUUUCUGAAAAAUGAAAAUGCCUUCAAUUAGUAAAAAUCAAUUUGAGGAGGAGAAAUCACUAUGUGUAUGUGUUUUCCUAGUGUGUUAAUUUGUUUAAAAUGGAUUAAACUAAUGACUUAGUAAUCAUAGCUUCUUUCUUAAGCUGUCAAUAGACUGGGAGUUCAGAAGUCAUUUGAAAUUGUCCAGGAAAAUUAUCUAAAUUAGUAAGAAUUAACAUAUUAAAUAGUCUGGUCAAUAGAUUUAUAGUUUAUCUGUAUACAUGCAAAGGUUUUACUGUUAGUUUCAAAUUUAUGGAUUUUAUAGCAAGCUAUCUUAAGAAGGAAUGCAGGCUGUUCUGGAUUUGCUACUGUUUAAAUUUUACAAAAAUUCUUUUAAAUAAACUCACUUUUUAGCUACUUAUUAUUCAAAGACACAGAUUCAAAUCCUUUGUUCGACACUGUUCACGUAUUUCUUCAUUCUUCCAGACAAACUGUCGUCUCAACCAUAAAUGACAGUAGAAAAUGUCAAACUCUCCAUGAGCAUUCUAUUAAAAUUAUACUGUAAUAUUCCAUUAUUUUUUAUUGUGCUUUUAACAUAUUAAGUUCAGAUCAGAUUUCCCUUCUGGCCAAGAAUCAUCUAUUGCACAACCUUCAGGUGAAAGAAUCCAAUAAUUACUUAGUGUUAGUUUUGUACCCAUAUUUUUUAUGAGUAAUGUUUUUAAAUAUUAGACUUCUCUAAAGCUGAAGUGUUAAUUAAGAUCUCCUUUAUGUCUUACUUAUGAAGAAAAGAUACAAUCAAUAGUUUUUAAAAGGAAACUUUUUUGGUAUCUACUGAAAACUAAUUGGGGGAAUUUCUAACUUUCAAAAUGGAGAUCUGCUAUUUUUCUGUGAGUACUUGUGAAAGUUACAUUUUAAUUAAAAAAAUUCUAAUCUGUCCUUUUUGAGUUUUCUAAAGUUAUUUUCCAGUGCAUUUAUUUGUAAAACACCAAUUCUGGAAUUUGGUGUUUGCUCAAAUGUAAUCCAGUGUACAUAGAAUUAGUGGUAGGUGUAGUGCUGUAAUUAAUUGCUUAUAAUUUUUUUAAAUGUGAAUUUAUUUUAAUUUUCUUUUGGUUUUAAUUGGUUAAGAGAAACCACCAUUUCUUUUACCUGUAAGUCAUAAACAAGAUAUUCUGAUCAAUUAAAAUAAGUCAUGUUAUGUCUACUUAAUGUAUAUCUCUUUUUUGGUUGUAUGAAAAUAUUAAAGAUGUGAGUUAAAGUUGAUUUUCA
Mirounga angustirostris (Northern elephant seal) is the source of this 4874-nucleotide messenger RNA. It is a transcript of the gene CALCRL, whose product is annotated as calcitonin receptor like receptor. Gene Ontology annotation, molecular function: calcitonin receptor activity; calcitonin gene-related peptide receptor activity; adrenomedullin receptor activity. The transcript is spliced from 16 exons. NCBI's taxonomy places the organism in Eukaryota, Metazoa, Chordata, Mammalia, Carnivora, Phocidae. The coding region runs from base 532 to 1923 and encodes 463 amino acids. Gene Ontology annotation, cellular component: plasma membrane. The record is from RefSeq and is a predicted model, not a curated record. Gene Ontology annotation, biological process: angiogenesis; cell surface receptor signaling pathway; adenylate cyclase-activating G protein-coupled receptor signaling pathway.